Messenger RNA from Hibiscus syriacus, 1958 nucleotides. Its product is annotated as inactive LRR receptor-like serine/threonine-protein kinase BIR2. The transcript has a single exon. The coding region runs from base 44 to 1828 and encodes 594 amino acids. NCBI's taxonomy places the organism in Eukaryota, Viridiplantae, Streptophyta, Magnoliopsida, Malvales, Malvaceae. Gene Ontology annotation, molecular function: ATP binding; protein kinase activity; protein binding. Gene Ontology annotation, biological process: protein phosphorylation. The record is from RefSeq and is a predicted model, not a curated record.
ACAAAGCUCUGGGUUUUCUCCUUUCUUUUGUUGGUGAUAAACAAUGAAGGGAUGUUUUUGCAGCUUCCUGGUUUUGGCUUGGAUGCUUCUCCCAUGGAUUGUUUUAUCAGCUGUAACUGAGAACGAUACGAGGUGCCUUGAAGGAGUCCAGAGUUCAUUACUCGGCCCAGAUGAUAAAAUAAGCAGUUGGAACUUCGACAACAAUUCCGUUGGUUUUAUAUGCAAUUUUGUUGGGGUUACAUGUUGGAACCAAAGGGAAAACCGGCUGUUAAGCCUUGAACUUCGUGAAAUGAGACUUUCCGGACACUUGCCUCAAUCUUUGGAGUACUGUGGGAGUUUGCAGACUUUGGAUCUGUCAGGCAACAAUCUUUCUGGUAACAUCCCUCCUCAGAUAUGUUCUUGGUUACCUUAUUUAGUGACCCUCGAUUUAUCCAGCAAUGAUCUAUCAGGUCCGAUCCCUUCUGAAUUAUCAAAUUGUGCUUACUUGAACAAUUUGGUACUGUCCAAUAACAGACUCUCAGGGCCUGUUCCAUACCAAUUAUCUGGCCUAGCUAGGCUGAAGAGGUUUUCAGUAGCAAAUAAUCAUCUUACCGGUGCUAUUCCUUCAGGUUUUGAGGGUCAUGAUAGGGCAGAUUUUGCUGGGAAUAGUGGUCUUUGUGGAGGUCCUCUUGGGAGCUGUGGGGGUUUGAGUAGGAGGAAUUUAGCUAUUAUAAUUUCAGCUGGGGUUUUAGGUGCUGCGGUUUCGAUGAUGUUUGGGUUUGGGGUCUGGUGGUGGCACCAUUUGAGAUGGGUGAGUCUGAGGGAAAAUGGUGUUUAUGGAAGGGAUGGUGACAGUGGUUGGGCUGAGAGGUUGAGGGCUCACAAGCUGAACCAAGUUUCGUUGUUUCAGCAGCCGCUUGUGAAAGUUAAGUUGGCUGAUUUAAUGGCCGCCACAAACAAUUUCAGUGCUGAAAGCAUCAUAGUUUCCACUAGGACUGGAACUGCUUACAAAGCGGUGCUUCCUGAUGGAUCAGCCCUUGCGAUCAAGAGGCUCACAAGUUGUAGCAUCAGCGAGAAGCAGUUUCGUAUCGAGAUGAACCGUCUAGGCCAGCUUAAGCAUCCGAAUUUGGCACCCCUUUUGGGAUUUUGCAUUGCAGGGGAUGAAAAGCUCUUAGUCUAUAAGCAUAUGUCCAAUGGGACUCUGUAUUCCUUGCUGCACGGUAGCGUUGCAGCUUUAGAUUGGCCAACUCGGUUUAGGAUUGGUUUGGGCGCAGCCAAGGGUCUUGCUUGGCUACACCACGGUUGCAGGCCUCCUUUUCUGCAGCAGAACAUCAGCUCCAAGGUGAUUCAUCUUGAUGAGGAUUUCGAUGCCAGGAUAAUGGACUUCGGAUUGGCAGAGCUUUUGAGUACCUCAGACAUUAAUGAGACUAGUUUCAUGAAAGAGGGUGUAUGUGAACUCGGUUAUGUUGCUCCUGAGUAUGCAGACACUAUGGUAGCUUCACUUAAAGGGGACGUAUUCGGCUUCGGAGUUGUGCUUCUUGAAUUGGUAACUAGGCAAAAACCCCUGGAAGUUAAUGCAGGUGGUGAAGAAGGAUUCAAAGGGAACUUGGUGGAUUGGAUAAAUCAUCUUUCAAAUUCCGGCAGAACCAAAGACGCUAUCGAUGUCACUCUUCGCGGAGAAGGAGACGACGAAGAAAUAUCGCAGUUCCUCAAUAUAGCAUUAAACUGUGUCAACCCUCGGCCAAAGGAACGAUGGUCCAUGUACCAGGUUUUUGAGUCAUUGAAAAGAAUGGCUGAAGGAAAUGGUUCCUCGGAAGAAUUUGAUGAUUUCCCACUGAUUUUUUUAUGAAUCAAUGUAGCCUUAUAGAGUAAAAUUGGGAGAAAUCUGCAGAACAUGGUAACGCAUACAAGCUUAUACAUAUGUAUUUGUAAUAAAUAGCUUAUAGCUGUAUAAUGCAAAUAAACUUGGUUAAGUUUUA